This is a messenger RNA of Amoebophrya sp. A25, 4843 nucleotides long. The record is from the annotation of a GenBank genome assembly. Lineage: Eukaryota; Dinophyceae; Syndiniales; Amoebophryaceae.
GUUCAGAGCCACGUACGUAGUCACGAGAAAAGUACACGGCGAGAGUAAAAGCGAUCAGAAUAUAUACAGCUAUAUUUACCUACAGUAUACUUAACGACCAAAGAUAAAGAACUUAAGGGACGACAAAGAGUUCGACAAGUUCUUCUUCUUCUACUUAUAAGCUAAGAAAAUAUAACGUUGAAUUUUUGUAUCUAGAUGAAGUAGCCCGUUCAUCGGAAGAAAAGGCUUUGACGACACCGAACGACAAAUACUAACUUCAGCGGCGCACGAAAGCGAAACUACAAGCAGCCACGCACAACUGUCACCAAAAGCUCGACACCAGCGACAUCGAUAUUGACACCCACAUCAACUAUCAACACCAGCGACUCUCUUCUAACGUAGAUCCUGAGGAGCGUAUCUAGGCUCAGGAGCUAUACACUAUAAUCUUCUUCAACGAAACGACUACGACUUCGUCGCAAGCGCAAAGCCUUGGAGCCUCUCCAUCACAUUGACACAAGUAGAAGAGCAUCUCAACAAGUAGGUUGUUUCAAUGGGAGUAUUAAGUUCCUCGAGGGAGGUGCGUCCCUCACAGAAGUCUGACGAAGUUGCUGCUGCUCUAGACGUCUCUUCCGACUACUCAUUCGACGAUGACGAUGUCGCAGCUCUUGGCGAGCCUAAAAUCGUGCGGCCAUUCCGCGACUGUAAGGAUGUGCUCUUUCACAUCUUUACGAUCCCAAGAAUCGUCCUAUUGGGAUUACUGGUACUAUUACAAGGAAGUUUUUUGGUGAAAAUAGAUCAAAUUAUUUCUAGAGAUUCUACGUAAGUAGCAAAGAGAAAGGCUCCGAUGAACUACCUCUACCACCUAGAGUUUUUUGAUAGGAGAUCAUGUAUCUGCCCUACGAGUAACGUGUACUAGCUAAGUACUUAAUUACUUCUACAUCCUUUAUUCCCUAGGUAAUCACUCUCUCGACUAUGCGGCCUGUGAUUUACUCGGAUUUGCCGAGUCGGGAAUGGUUCGCGGACAUCAAGAAGGUGUCGAAAGUCGACGAAAACGGGCGUCAGGUGAUGGAGGAGUUGGUGGAACUCCGCACCACCAUAUCUACGCACCUGGAUCGCGUCAGAGCGCUCUACGAGAAGCCGGAGAGUGUCUAUUGGGAAGUGGAUGCGCAAGUGCCGGUCGAUCCGGCCAAGCCUAAUGGCCCAACAAAGACGGUCCGCCGACCGCGCGACGCGGGCGAGAAGUGCGAAAGACAACAAAGCCGAGGAGAGAGAAUCGCGCCUCUUGGCACCCAAACGCCACAGGAGUUGAAGGACGAGUACACGAGCAAAUUCUGUACCUGGAGACAAUACGUCGUGCUCAACUUGAUUUUGCUCAUGGUCGUUUUCAUGGUGGAGGGGAUUCCACCAGAGAUGGCGAUUUUUACGGUGAUCCUAGUGUCCUACGCCUUCUCCUGGAUCAGCUACAGCGUGCCGCUUAGCCAGUACUGCACCAACGGGAGCAUUCCCGCAGACUACAGCAUCCGGGUGGAGCCCUUCUUGUUUCUGGAAAACGGGCUGGACGCCAUUUUUACGGGGCUCAAAAGCAAAAACACGCUAAUUUACGCAGGCAUGUUUGUCCUCACGUGCGCAUUUACGGAAACCAAGAUCCUCGAGAAGCUACUAGGAGCUGUGAUUGGGACGCCGAAAAGCCAUUGGGUACAACUUACACUUUAUAGAAGAUCCAAUCAGGAGAUUCAUUGUGCUGGCGAUGAUCUUAUACCUAAAGAUAAAACAAAGUGCACCUACUUCCACUUCUUCUUCCCCCAUUCCUCCAUUCUCCAACUCCAUGAAAUCAACUUCUUCCAUCAGGCUGUAAUUUUGCGACUGAUGAUCCCUGGAAUGAUAUUGUCUUCCGUCUGCCCUAACGGACCGAUGACGCAGAUGUGUAUGCCUCUGGCCGUUGCUAUUUGUGAUAAAGUGGGCAUUUACUCGACGCGCACGUACUAUAUGGCCCUAGCUUUCGCCGUGACAAUGGGCGGCAACCUGACUCUAGUCGGAUCCACGCCCUGCAUCUACGCUUUGAACGCCUUUAAGAUGUGGGCGAAGGGAGGCGGACAAGCGCAGACGCGGCGAUUUCAGAUGUGCCGCGAGACGGUCGGCAAAGUCCAUAAUUGGCUGGACUUUGAGGACCCGCAGAGUGCUGUGAAAGUGAUCAAUCUUGAGGGGAUGAAGCGUGCGAGGAAAAUUGUCGGCAUAGACGUAGUGGACGAGGCCAUGAACAACUUGCGCGUUCCUGGUUUCCGGUUUACCGACGCCAACUACGAGAAGAUCGUGGAAUCCCAGUGUACCUUUAGCACUUUAGAUCUGGGUUUUCUCACGUUGGGACUGCUGGUGGCAGUGGCCGCCUUGCCGGCAAUUUGGUAUGCGAUAUGGGUCUUCGCCAGGGAAGAAGACAAGCAGAGAGCACUGGAAAGUGAAGCGGAGAGCGGCUUGUCGGAUAAAGUUCUUGGAGUAGCUGGGUCCAUAGACGGUUCACCAUCAAGUGGGUUGGCAAUAGUGAAAGAGGAAGUAGCAAAUAGAAGAGACUCAGUAUCUUCGGUUCGAGAAGACACAAGAUUUCGACGCACCAGUGUUCAGGUACUGAUACUUACAGUUCUUCUAAUUCGCAUAUUUUUACUGCGCAAGCUCAGGCAAUAAAGGAGCCAAAGAGCAAGAUUCACUAGAGCCGAAAUAGAAAAUGAGAUUGAUGAAGCAAGAGCUUCAAUCGUGCUGCAACAACAAUAAAGUCAAACUCACAUCAACUCAAACAACAAUUUCAGGCAUCACUUGAGCAGCUGCAGCAAACCUCAACUGCCUCUGUCGCUUUUGCGAUCCAGAAUAGCACGGUUGUGAAGGAGGGCGAGGCUGCGCCUCUGCUCGCAGAUCACCUAGACGGGGACGGUGACAUUGACAUUGAGGAAGGGCGUUCUCUGCCUUUCGGCGUCUCCGCUGCUGUGGCAGUUAGCAAUAGCAACAGGAAAAACGCGUCUUCGUCGACAGUACCUGAUGCCCUUCGCCGUCGUGGUACCACCACUGGUGACGCGAUUAUGCGGUAUCAGAGCCACGUCAGUGUCAUCCCUCCGAAGGCUCACGCGUCGCGGGACCGAUUGCCAGCCUACGACGUGGAAUUUCGUGUCACGAAAGGCGCAAAGGACCUCAUCGGCAGCACGCUGCAACAGUCGGCACUCUAUCGGAUGAAGGGCGUAGAAAUCUACCUCCACGUCGCAGCGGGGAAGAAGAAGCCACAGUUUGCGAGAACGGAGGAUGAGGUAUUUCUACCUAUUUUAAAUAAACUACAUACUUAAUUUUUGAAGAAGAAGAAGAACGAGCUUCUUGUGUAUUUUUUGGAUUCAAGGAUGUAUUGGUCAAAGGUUUCAACAUACGUGCUUGAGAUUUUCUCUGACAAGAUAUGCACAAUCAAGAAGGUGACAUGAACGAAGUGAUCCACAAGGAGAUGACUGGAUCAUUUACAACAAGGGCUUACUUCUACUUCUUUCUAAUUGUUAUUAAGUAAAUGAUAAUCUAUUACUGCCUGUAAUUCUUGGCUCUUAUGAUCUCCUGCUUACCAGUUAAUAUUCACUCCAUCUUACUUCUAAGUAUCUAAUAUUUCACUCCAUGCAUCUCGACAAACUUUUACUUUCCUAAACUACACUGACUACAGCUUCAUCUCGACAAACUUUUACUUUCCUAAACUACACUGACUACUCUCGACAAACUUUUACUUUCCUAAACUACCCUACAGCUUCCAGAAAUGGGCGCUUUGUCAGCUUACUUUUUGGAUUCGCAGAGGAGCAGUGAUGGUGGAGCCGAAAUGCGUGAUGCGGACGACAUUGUGAUCGAGGGAGGCUGUAUUUUAGGGGUGCGAGCGUCCGCCAAGGUGAUCGGCAAGUUGUCAAGGCAAUUUCACGGUUUGGUCCCCUCAGCAGACUACUACGACCUCCUCGGCAAGGGCCGCAAGCAGCGACAGAUGUUCGAGGUAGUACUUUCGGACGCGUAUCUGGCGAAACUGAGCGUCAAACGCUUCUUUCUAGAGCAUGACGCCGUGAUCCUGGGCGUCGACGCGGAGAGCCGUUUAGUGUUGGUGGAAGGGUUCUCUAGUUUCGCGGCGAACGCUUUGGGAGAGAAUGUCAAACUCGUGUCCGCGGUUCCGAGUUCGCGACCACCGCGUAGCAGCACGUUGGCGGACACGCUCCGCGGCUUAGUGGCUUUCGUGGGGUUCAUCGCGAUUAUCGGUGUGUGUGCGAUUCCAGGACUGAAGGUGGGGAAAAUCGUUUUAGAAGAAAACUUCCCGACCAUGAUCAUUGGACUUGGCGUUCUACUCGUCGCUCUGCGGUGCAUCACCUGGUCGCAGGCUCUAGGCAGCUUAAACGGCGGGGUCUUACUCCUCUUCGCCUUUGCGGAUGCACUGCAGACGAUCAUGAGCACAUCGGGAACGUCUCAAUUUUUGGCCAAUUUGAUCGCCAAAGCUACUGGCGGCUCUCACGUUUUGUCGGUGUUUGGAACCGGAAUUACGGUUUCGCUGUUGACCCAGUUCCUGAACAAUGCGACGUGUACGCAGAUGCUCUGGGACAGCACGCUGGCUUUGUGCCACAACAGCGGGAUCCCGAUCAAGCCAAUGAUGUGUCUGUUGGCGCACACGAGUGGCUACGCCUUCUGCACGCCCAUCGGCAUGCCACCAACGCUGCUGGUGAGAGUAGCAGGAAAUUACUCCUUUUUCGACUACCUGAAAGCGGGAUGGUUACUGCAGCUCAUCAGCACAUUGCUCUGUUGCUCUCUUGUGUCGAUCUGGGUAACCUACGAAACCUCAGGCGGCGAUCAGCCAAACACGCGAGUACUCUUCAACUAA